AUGAAUUACGAAUUUGGGCGAGAAAGUGGUUUUAUCAACAGCCAGCCGUCGCUUGCUGAGUGCCUGACAUCUUUCACUAACCCUGUCGGUGAUGCAUUUCAAAGUUCAUCAAUCAAGAGCUCAGCGCUUUCACGGUCGACACUGAUUCCUCCUUCUUUUGAGCACACCAUCCCCGGCCUGAGCCCGAGCGUCCACCCUCGCCACAGCCGAGCCCCGCAGGCUGGUGGAGGCUGCAGCCUGCUGCAGGAUGCCGCUCCGGCUCCGGAGUACCCGUGGAUGAAGGAGAAGAAAAGCAUCAAGAAGAGCCAGUCUCCUACUGCUGCCUCCUCCGCUGCUGCUGCCACCACUGCGACUGACUCCUCACCACACUACUUCUCCCCCCAAGGUUCCCCCGAGAUGCCAGAGAGUGCUGUUGGAGGUCUAGGGACUUCCAGGAGACUGAGGACUGCGUACACUAAUACCCAACUUCUGGAGCUGGAGAAGGAGUUUCAUUUCAACAAAUACCUGUGCAGACCCAGGCGAGUGGAAAUAGCUGCACUUUUGGAUUUAACCGAGAAGCAGGUGAAGGUGUGGUUUCAGAACAGGCGGAUGAAACACAAAAAGCAAACCCAUUGCAAGGAGAAUCGGGACAGUGAGGGGAUUUAUGCGUGUCUGGACGACGGGCCGGAAGACGAGGUGGAGCAGGCGGCGGCCAGCAGCGUAGCUGGCUCGCUCCUGGAGAGGGAGAGGUAUUUCCAACAACAUGCAUUGACUUCACAGCAGCCCCAGAAUGGACACAAUGGGGAGAACCAAAGCCCAGCUGUUCCCCCUUCGAGCAGCAAUGAGAAAAAUCUGAAACAUUUUCCAAACCCAGCAGCCAGCGUCCCUCUCUCCGCGCCAACAACAAUAGGCCCGGACAAUGACGACUCCUCUGGCCUGGACGCCUCUUUGCAGGAUUUCCAACUUUUCUUCUCCUCGUCUUCUUUUUCACCGAGUUUGUCAGAGUCGGCACAGAGUCCCCUGCCUUUUUCAUCGGAUACAUUUGAUCUGUUCUCAGAAACACUGACCACAAUGGACCUCCAAAGCCUCAGCUACUGAUAUGUUUCAUGUUUUAUUUGAAUUCAGACUCUUGUGUCAAGUAUAGGCGCUUGUAGGGGAGAAUUAAGAGAUCCCACAAAUGUAAGGUAAGUUAAACUGAAAACAAAACAAAAAAAUGCAUAAUUCACUCCAUUAGCCUUCAAGAGGUCAUCACAUGUUUAUUUUUUAUAUCAAAACCGA
This is a messenger RNA of Cololabis saira (Pacific saury), 1257 nucleotides long. It is a transcript of the gene hoxa2b, whose product is annotated as homeobox A2b. Gene Ontology annotation, molecular function: DNA-binding transcription factor activity, RNA polymerase II-specific; DNA binding. Lineage: Eukaryota; Metazoa; Chordata; Actinopteri; Beloniformes; Belonidae. The coding region runs from base 1 to 1077 and encodes 358 amino acids. The record is from RefSeq and is a predicted model, not a curated record. Gene Ontology annotation, biological process: regulation of DNA-templated transcription. The transcript has 2 exons.